Molecule: messenger RNA, 2231 nt
Organism: Dreissena polymorpha
Lineage: Eukaryota; Metazoa; Mollusca; Bivalvia; Myida; Dreissenidae
Product: serine-enriched protein-like
Exons: 6
Coding region: 422-1267 (281 amino acids)
Molecular function (GO): protein binding
Source: RefSeq, a predicted model, not a curated record
UAAGGAUGUACGUAUAUAAAUAGAAGCUUUAUGUAAAUUUUGGAUAAAUUAAUUAACACCGAUACAGGUGAGUCGCACUAAACGGCGAUAAUCUAAUACGACAAAACCAACAUUAAAUAUUUAAAUAUAUGGUUCACUGGGCAGUGAUUGGUGAUCACUAGAUUUCUCGAGCUGGCACAGCGGUUCAAUGAAGCCAUCUCCGGAAUCCCAUGAUCAUUGCGAAUAUUAAUAUUAUUUUAUACCAAUUACGGUACAUUUCACCGAUGUGUUAUUGCUAAUUUAAUAAACUAAGUAGAUUGGUGCUCUUUAAAACUGGACUUGUUCAUUCGAACAGGAGUUUACUGGAGCUAUAUUCGUUCCUGCGCCUAACAUUGGAUUUAAAUAUAAAUAAAUAAAUAAAAGAGCAAAUUUAUGCACUGUCAUGGCUGAAAGUAUAUAUGGUAUCCGGACAAGGAUGAAUUCGGGAGGAUCCUCAUCUCCUAGCAGCUCGGACAGUGACAUCAAUGACACGUGCAGCGAGCUGAGCUGGGAGCGCGAGCGACGUCAGUACCGCCAGAGUCACCGCAACCGCCGCUUUUCGGCAACUUCUGUAUGUACCAACCCCGAGGAGGACGUGUAUGUCAUGGUGUUGCAGAACCGGCAAGGACUCUCCGAGGACCUUAAGUCCAUCUUUACGCUUAAAGAUAUAUGUGACGUCACCUUCCUCGUGGGAGAGGACCGGAAACCCAUCAAGGGCGUUCGGGCGAUCAUUGCCUCACGCAGCAAGGUGUUAUACGAACUAAUAUCAGCGCAUGAAAAGAGCCCGAGGCACUCGAAGUAUUCCAAGCGGUCCUUAUUGAUGAAAACUCUCUCCCGCCUCUCAUGUACUGGGGUCCGGCACAGGACCGUUGACAGUUGGCGUGAACUGACGAUCCCUAUGACGUCAUUCGACCCUGAAUCCUUCCAGCGUCUGAUGAACUAUAUCCACAGCGGAACGCUCACAGUGGAUUCAAGAACAGUAAUUGGGUUGCUUAACGCUGCGUAUACGUUCGGGUUUCCGGAAAUGCGACAGGCAUGCUGGGACUUUGCUCUGGGCUGCACGGCGCGUGCAGAUAAUCUCCAGGACAUGUUCGAGUCGAUCGCCAUCUACAAAAGUCACAAGAUGACCGUAUCUCUCAUGAAAAUGUUAAAAAACUACGUUGAGGGUUGUCCCGCACUGAACAGCUACACAGCAUUGAUAGAAGAGAUCCUCUCUAACGACUCAAACUCCACAUCAAACGACAUAUAACGCUCAAGAACAUGGCGACAUUUUAAACGUCGAAAAUACAACAAGAACUUAAGUUUUUGUUAUGUGCAAACAAACUUGUCGACGAACUGUGACCCCUAAACGCGUCGGCCAUGGCAAUUGUAUGCGGUGAAAGAAUUCUGGGGGUUCGUACAUGGAUCUGAGACAUUAGGGACUUUGAUUAGGGCUGGAAAUCAAGGUGGUUGGCUGUGAUAUUUAUACAAGACGAUAUGGCGUUGCGUAGUGCGUUAACGUACAUGUUUUGCUUGCUUGUAGGCAUCACGUGUUUGAGGAAAAAAGAAGAUUGCAUUUUGAUAGUUUUGGAACCAUUACUUGGUAUUUUCCGUGGAUAUAUUACAACUCACCUCAAUUUUUACAGAAAUUCCUUUAAGCAAACUGCGCAGACUCAGAUGAGACGCCGCAUCAUGCGGCGUCUCAUCUGGAUCUACGCUGUUUGCCAAUGCCUUUUUUCUAGACGCUAGGCAUAAAUGGGUUAAUAAUAUAAUUGGCAUACCAAGUUAAAUAUAUACGAUUUUAUCGUUUAAAUUGAUUGUAUUAUAAUUAGGCAAUAAUGAAACUCACACAAGUAAAAGGUUUAUUUAUGUUAACUAUUUUACCAAACGCUUAUUUUGCUAGCAAAUAUUUGUGGAUUGUAUAGUGUUUCAUAUUUACAUGUACAUUAUUAUUUUUUUAUCAAAACAUCAAAUUUUAUCAUCUACAUCAAUUUCAUUGUUGUUGUUUUUGUUGUUUUAUACAUUUGCCGUUUACAUGUUUAUACAUCAUUUCAUGCAUUUACAGUUCCCAUCAUCAUGCGUGUAAAUAUUGUUAACUGUAACAGUCUAGAAUUUUAAGCAGCGUUUUAAUAUAUACAUGUUUGUAGUGUCUGCUUUUAGACAGCGACAUUAAAAAAAUAAAGAUGUAUCUUAUAUGAAAAAUACGUUGUAGUGUUGUUCUUUAUGUGAACAUU